AUGCAAAAAGCUCGAAAAAAUAUCCCAGAAAAUAUAUAUGAUAUCCUUCAAAAAGUAGACAGGUCGAAUUCAGAAGUAGAACAACUAUUGGAGUAUAUGCAAACUCUAGAGGAUUUAGCAAGUUAUACGGCUGAUUUAUCUAAGCGUGCUCUCCAUCAGCUUGCCCUUAAUUUUUAUUUAGAAGAGUACACUCCAGGCCAAGAAAUUUUUCAUAAAGGCGCGAAAAGUGAUAAACUGUACAUAAUUCUGAGAGGACACCUGAAUAUGAUAGAUAUCACGUCUGAUGGAUCUGAGAAAUUAAUAGCGACUCUUCCUAAAGGGAAGAUGAUAGGAGAAAGAGGACUAAUAAGAGACCAGCCUAGACAGCUGUCAGCUGUGGCUAAAGGAUAUGUGAUAUUGCUUGCAUUGAAUGGUGACAAAUUUAAAUCGCUUAUGAUGAUGAACGUAUCAGCUGAGUUAAAUGAUAAAGUGGAUUUUUUAAAUAUAUAGGACAAUGGAUAAUUAUUGAUAUUAUUAUAAAUACAUAGCAACGAUGCUGUAUUCUUCUAGCUUUGAUAUGCUAAUUGAAUGCUAAGUAGCACUCUUUAUUAGUAUAUGAGAAAAAUUUAAUGCGAUUUAUAAAGAAAAAUAAGCUUAAGAAAAAUUUUUGGGCUUGGCAAGAUAUCCUCGUCCACAAAAAACUAAAUAAUUUCCAUCUUCUCAGCAUAGUAUAUAUAUAUCCCUGAUUUCAAACUUUAUUCAAAUAGCAUAAGAGAAAAAAUUGCUUAUGCCUUUGAGCUAACCGAAUAUCAUAAAAAAGACUUAAUAGUCGAAGAAGGAUCCUUCAGCGAAACUUUAUUCUAUAUUAUAGAUGGAGAAUGUGUACUAAGCAAAGGAGUCCCUCCCAAAAGAAGAAAUAUCAUGACUGUAGGUAGAGGCUGCAGCAUUGCAGACGAAUGUGUGCUGCUAGGGAAAAGAGCUGAAUUCACCGUUUCUGUAUGAACUGAGUCUGCGAAAUUUUAUAAAGCCAAAAGGGCUGAUAUUUUGCCUUUAAUUCCUGAAGAGGUUAUGUUUAAACUUGUAGGACUGAGCAAAACAAAAUUUAUUAGUAGAAAUAAUGUGAAUGAUAGAGCUAGGCUGCAGACAAAAUCGAGGUCAGGGAAAAGAGCACAGGUUUUUCCACUAGCAAGCCAAAGAGCACAGAAAUUGAUAACACAAACUUUAAGCAGAAAUUCUAGCAUCCAUAUGAUAACUCCGAUUAAUGAUAGCCCGAAAAAUUUUUAUAAAAAUACUUUGGAAAAGUUAAGAGAUAUCACAAUUGAAAGAUUUUAUAAAUUUAAUUUCAAAUCAAGCAAUACUAUUGCAGAACACCAUACAAUCCGUGGCCGAUUUUCACAUAGAAAUUCUUUAUAA
This is a messenger RNA of Blepharisma stoltei, 1392 nucleotides long. Lineage: Eukaryota; Ciliophora; Heterotrichea; Heterotrichida; Blepharismidae. The record is from the annotation of a GenBank genome assembly.